CCGCACCCGCACCCACCCAAUAUGAGGACCACCGCCGGCAUCCUCUCCCUACUGCUCACCUGCACCGGCCUCGCCGCCGCGCAAGACGUGCAGUCCAAGCCCUUCAACCUCGUCCUCCAGUCCGCCGACAAGUCCCUCGACGGGGUCAAGCUCGCGGCCUGCCACUCGGGCGCGGCCAUCGAGUCGCUCUGCCUAGCGGGCCGCGACUCGGGCCCCAGCUUCUACCUCAACACGACGCAGGGCUCGACGUCGCCGCUCAGCGGGUACGAGCCUGCGGGCGCGCUCAUCUGGAACCUGCCCAUCGGCGGCGGCGGCGUCGCGUCGGAGCCCAUGAGCUUCUACACGGACCCCUCGACCAACGUGGCGCUGCCGCUCUUCGAGCCCAGCUACACCCGGCAGUACGUGGCCGUCGAGCGCAGGACGGGCCGCCUCGCCGUCAUCGGCUACCUCGACGACUCGCACACGCCCCCGACGGCCGACAAGCCCCGCGCGCUGCGCAACUGGUACGUCUGCCAGAGCUACUACACGGGCUACCAGUACCAUACCCUCAACUGGGUGCUCGGCAACGGCAGCCAGAAGCCCCAGAACCCGAGCUGCGUCAAGGUCGAGGUGCAGCGCAAGUUUGUGUAGACUUGCAAAAGGUCGACUCGUCGGGAAGAAUGGGACAAUUUCACGAGACAGAUUAUUGAAAAGGGAGGUUAGAAGGCGGAGGGUUUGAGGCAACAUAAAGGUCAUUGGGAGGAGAGCAAGUUAAACAGCAUGCGCCGCGCCUCUUUUUAUGCAUACAACAGCAAUAAUACAAGCAUUUCCAGAACCCAAGUCAGCCCACAGAGCUACGCUCCAUUGCGGUGACGACAGCAUCCAACCGGGCCUUUUCGUCCAUGACUUCGUACAGCUGCCGCUCCAAACGGCCCACUUCGUCCUCCCAGCUCGCCAUGAUCUGUCGCGCAAGCAGUACUGCAGCCAAGGAAGAAAAGAAAACCCUGGUUAGUUCCCACGGUCGUUGUUGCUGUCACCAGGCCUCAUCCUCCGGGGGGUGUAAAAAGAUGGAGGGGCCAACAACCUGCCUUCGCGGAGGGGACGACCCGUCUGGAUACAAAACUGCACGUACUCCUUGGCGCGCUGCUGUCCUUGCUGGUGCGUGUGGAUGGAUGCGACGAGGUCCGCUAUCCUGCACUCUAUAUCGUGGAAUGCAUCCAUGAGGGCGCUGCCUUCGAAAUGGGCCAUGGGCGGUGAUGUUGCUGCGAAGCGCGUAGUGAUGGAUGGGUUGCG
This is a messenger RNA of Purpureocillium takamizusanense, 1272 nucleotides long. RefSeq lists its product as uncharacterized. NCBI's taxonomy places the organism in Eukaryota, Fungi, Ascomycota, Sordariomycetes, Hypocreales, Ophiocordycipitaceae. Bases 22 to 630 code for a protein of 202 amino acids. The record is from RefSeq and is a predicted model, not a curated record. The transcript has a single exon.